AUGCUGCUUUUGGUCCUAACGACCUUGGGUUCAGCCUUUGCAGAUGACGCAUAUUGCAGCUUGCAGAAGGUUUCUCGUGGACCAAUCGGUUUUGACAGAGAAGUUCGACACUUGGAGCGUGAGGAUGUCCAGCCAAAAGACUUGUGGACGAGACCUGGCUUGGAAUUCAGGCAAUGCCCCAAGCUUCCGGUGCUCUCAAAGAAUAUCCAGCUGCAGGUGAGACAUCAGCUCAACAACCUGAUGAAGAAACCGACAUGUUCAGGCGGACAGGUCUUGAUCGGAGACUUUAUGAAUGGCAGCUACAAAUAUACUUGUUGCAAUGCCGGUGAGCAAUGCGGGGGCUGUCGCGUUGUUAGGGACGGAGCUUGUAGGCAAUGUGCUGCUGGUUAUGUCAUGCAGACCGUACCAGUUGUCAACAUAUCCAAGUGCUUCAUGUGUGACGAUGUUCCCAACUGGCAUGAUAUGCAAGGCAGAACCUGUGCUGACCUGCAACAAGAUGGCAUUUGUUCCGGGGCAUGGCCCAAAACAGCUGACGAUGUUCAAUUCCAGGGACUCAGGCCAAGUGAGGCAUGCUGUGCAUGUGGAGGAGGAAGCGUCUAUCCGACACCUGUCUACAUGCCUUUGCAAAGCAAGUCCCUGUAUGCCGGCCAAUACGUGGAUGCCACGCCAGAGCCCAUCACAGCUGAAGUCGUGGAGGUUGCGCCAGGGUGCACCUUUGGAUCCUCCGGCCUGACUGUCGCGAGCAAUGGGAGGGUCUCAGGAGUGGUGGCCAUGAAGCAGAAUGUGACGGAGAUCAGCUGCUCCACGGUCUCCGUGCAAGAUCCUGUACGUGGGAUUGUCACUCAGACAGAUUUCUCCAUACCGCUCUCCAAGUUCUCCUAUGGAGAACAGGUGGUGUACUUCAAGUUUUGGGGCCUAGAUGGCAGCCCAUCGGAUGCAACUGUCCCGCUUCACUCAAGGAACAUGGAUGGGCCACAGUCUUUACAACUACAAUGUGACACCGCCUGUUCAUGGCUCUCAAUGAUUCCUUCCGGCGCACUCACAUGGAUUGAGACAGGAAACAGGACAGGCUUGCCAGAAGACCUGACGGAGCAGGUGACAACAUUAGCAGGAAUGCCGUCUUGCAAUUGCCAAGUGCUGGGACAUUUCCCAAUGCAGGGUGGAGUCAAGGCAGUGACGCCCCAGUUCUUGGUGUCACAAGCACGCCUUUGGAAGGGAGGUGCGUGGAAGGUUCCAAACAUCACUGCCCGCAUCUCGGAGGAGAUCUCGGAGGUACCUCUUUUGGAAGACUUGGGACCAGGCUUUCAGUGGUACAACCGUUCAGGACAUGUCUUCGAGGUGCCCAUCGUCGAGAACAUCGCCACAGGAGAGAAGUUCAUCGUGUCUAAGUCCAUCCCUCCAAGCAUUUUGGAUGUGGAGUGCAAAGUCAGUGGAAACGAAGGGAAACAACUCAAAUGGUCUCGCAUUUCUGGUGAUGUGACACUGGAAGGGGACGUGGCUUUCAAAUUGGAUCCACAAAGUGGCAUGGUCUCUGGCACUCCUGGCCUCAGUUUGCCUGCGACCCAGGGGCGAGCUGAGCUGACGAUCAACUGCCAAGUGGCUCUUGGAGGCCCCCAGUACGACCGGGCACUGCCAGUAUCUGUCUUGAGCAUCAGAGUGCUGGACGAUGUUUGUUGGGUGCCCAGCAACAUUUCUGGGACCUUUCGAUGGAACACAUUGCCAAAGGCCCAGCAAAGUCUGUGCCUGCAAAGCUGCCGUCUCCGAGAUGAUUGCGCAGCAGUUCAAUACAAGAAUGGCGCCUGCAAACUCAUGGUGAGUGACGGCAAGCCGUCAGCUUUGCAUUCUGAGGUGCUGUUGCGUUUGAACAAUUGCUCAGAUCAAGAUGCCGCCCUCAAUGUGACACUCCCGGGAGCACAGUAUCUCGAAGGGGAGUUUUCAGUGAUGAGCAUCUUUAAAGGCAAGGCUUCAUAUUCGCGUCCAGGAACAAAUCCCCAGCGGCAACUGCUGCUGAGUCGAAGAGAGAAUGUGGAGCGGGUCCCUGAAUCAUGUGCAAAGUCAAACUGGUUGUUCCUACACAUCAAUUCUUCUGACUAUGAGGAUGCAGAGUCCGUCAAUGCACCUGAAUUCUUUGGGAAUGCCAUGGCUUGCGCUGACACGGAUGUGGUUGGCAACGCCUUCAAAACUGGCCAGGCCGCCUUUGAACUGCAGCUACUCCCACCAGAACUAAGUCUAGCCAAAGCUGCCAGUCAGCCUGCCGUGCAAGGAGGAACCUUGGCUUUGUCAGUGCCAUCAUGCUCAAAACCAUUGGGCGACUUGGAGUUUGGCACGGUUGAGACGCCUGGCAUCUAUUCAUUGCAUCCCUGUGAGUGCUUCGGGGAAGCUUAUGCCAAUGUAGAGCCAGUGGAUCAUGCAUCCAAUGCGGCGGUUCCCCGCAAUGCAACGGGCUCCUUCAACAAUGGUACAGUUCCUGCUCAGCGCGUGUUCUCUGGGCCUUACGCCUGUGAAGAGACGGCCUCCGUGGGACAGUUCUUCCACCUCGACUUGGACGACUGUCACAAGGCAUGCUCUUCCAACCCAGAAUGCAAAUUCUACUUGUUCGGAAAGACCUCAGAGACUUGUACCUUGCUCCAGAGUUGCGACGACAUACAAGACGUGGGCCUACAGGUUGUGAACGAGUUGUAUGGAAUGGUCCCUCAGGAGGGAUCUUUUUGCCACAUCGCAAAUCCGCACAGAUGUUGGCAAGAAAUCAAGCGCCGAAGCAUGUUGAGCUUUACACCUUCAAACCUACCGCCUUGCCUGUUCCAAAAGCAGUUUGAGCUUUGUGAUACCAUGCAGCUUCUUCUUGGAAAGGCUGAUGGCCCUUGCAUGCGCUGCCAGUACAUCAACACUACAAGCCCUGAUGGACGCUCAUUUGCUGGAGUUGGCAUGAGUAAGAUUCCUCUUCCUGAGAUCUUUCCUCCUGCUUCGCAGAUCUCCGUGGGAUGCAACGACACCUCCAGGAUGUUUGCCAGACUGCAACAUGGACUUCAAUGGGAAGGCCCUCGUGAAAGUGAGGCGGUCUUUACGUGUGUGAGCGGUGAGUGGAUUGGCGAACAGGGUCCUUGGCAGUAUUUGUUCAAUUUUACGUGUCAAAGAUGUAUUCAAGUUGGAGAUGCCAGCCUUCAGCGUUUGUCUUUGGUCUCGAUGCCAGAGAGAUACUUCUUGGAGCACAGGGUGGUGCAUGUGACCUACCCAUUCUCCAUCAACGGCUGCACUCGUGCCAGCGCAAAAACAGCCUCUCCCCUGGUGGCCACAGAGACCCACAUGUUCCUGGAUGUGGCAAAGGAUCAACACCUCCAACUGGAGGUGCUUGAACCUGAAUCGUUGUGGUGGAUUGAUUCAACAUCUGGCCACCUACGAGUGAGAUCCAAUGUGCUUGAUCCAAACAAGGAGUGGUGUGUUUGUGACGAUGGCCAUGCUUUGCAAGCCUGUUUGUGUGAUGAGUCAUUCCAGAAGAAAGACUUCUGGCUCUUCGAGCAGGGUGUUAUUCGAGCAUCCAGCGGCACAAAAUGCCUCCAAGCUGACAAGACAUUGGCAGUGGCGACUUGCCCAAACGGCCGCGAUCUGAAGUUUCUUUGGUACUUCAAAUUUGGGAAUUGUUUCUUUGGCUUUGAUCUGAGCAACACCGCGCAGAUGCUUUGGACAGCCACCGUUGAGACGGCGGCUGAGGCGUCGCCCUUGCGUUUGGGGAAUUUGGCCUUCAAGGAGACUCGAAGCGAAGGCGAAGGCUUGUUCCAGAUAUACCUCGAUUACCCUCCUGUCAAUGCCAAACUCUGCCUCCAUGCCGACUUGACGAUGAAAUUGGGCCAGGGGUACAUGAUGCAAGUCUCAUCCGACUGCCAAUCAACUUUCCUUUGGAGAGGAACCCAUAUAGCCUAUUUUCAUCUUGGGGAUUUGACGACCACCUACUACUUGCAGACCAUCGAGGACAAAGAUCAUCAGCUACGUUUGAUCGCCGCAAAGCAGACCACUCCUGGUCCCGAAUUCAACUUCGUGAUCUUGGGUGGCAAGAUCAUGCCAGCCUCCAGUGCCUCAGGUUCAAAGCAGUGCUUGCGAGCAAAGAGCAUGAAGCCAAGUACCGCCACCACCAGCAAUGGUCUUAGGAGCAUGGUAAUAGAGAAGGGCCAAGCCAGGAACUAUGCUGCCUGCAAGAGCUACGCCGAAUUCUCCGGCUUUGUCAAACAAGAUGGGUCGUGGAGCCAGGUUUGCCGGGAGUCUGGCUUCUUGCAUGCUGCGGAGCAGGCGAAGAAAGGUAUUUGGGGAUGUACAGCAUCCAUGUUUGUAGCCAGCUGCCAGUUUGGAGAUGUCUUCUCUGAAGUGACGUGGCCAAUUUCAAUAUCCCCGGCCGGUUUUAAGUACAGCUCUCCUGAUUGUGUCCCGCAGUGCGCCAGCCUUGGCUCUGCUUUUGUGAUGCCCAAUGCGAAGCCGCCAUUGCACACUUACCAAGCUCACUAUGACAAAAGCACCGGUUUCUUGAACAUGACUUGCCCUUCUGGCUCUUUCCUUUCACAAAUCACAGGGUCAGCGUCAGCAGAGACCAUCCAGUUUUACUUUGACUGCCGGGGGCCUUGGCCGGCUGUCUUACCGCCUGAUGUGAGCAGUCCGAACAUGGUGCUUUUUGAGGAAUGCAUGAGCGACAGUGAUGUGUACGUUUGGACCGAAACUUGGAGCUUGGAGAAGAUCGGCGCUCACUCAAACGCCUCCACGUGA
Messenger RNA from Durusdinium trenchii, 4749 nucleotides. The record is from the annotation of a GenBank genome assembly. Lineage: Eukaryota; Dinophyceae; Suessiales; Symbiodiniaceae.